AUUCUUCUAAAAGUGUCAUUCUUCUUUACAUUACCUGAAACUCUCAAAAUCAUAACAAACCAGCAGUGAAGUUUCAGAUCCAGAGCUUCAUUUAACUCGUGCAGUCCCUGUGAACAUCACUACUUCUCAUCUUCGAGCAAACCCUACCUAACCAACACCAUUUGCUUCUAGCCCGGAAAUCCCGAAUCCUUCCAGUCCCCACAUUCCACUAUCCGUCCAGUCCCGAAACAUCCUCGUUGAUCCAAUAUGACCUCCAAGAUGGCCAACUUCUUCCGGUCGCCCAAGAACCAAUCGACAUACGACGAUGUGGCGGACAUUUCCCAGUCCAUGGAGAACGUGUCCAUAUCCUCCAACAUGAUGGACAUCGACACAAGCUACAAGGCUUACGACAACCCACCACGGACCCCACAACACCAACAGACCAACAACCUCCUCAACAAAGAGAACAUCACUCCCUUCAGCUCCCCUACCAAAUCCAUAUUGCACAACUCGCCCCAACCAUACUCCAACCAGUCAAGGUUUCCGUACGGCCAACAACUUCCCCUGGCACAAGCUGCUCACGUCCAGAACAUCCACCAAAAUAUCACUCAGUUGCAACCCUCCAACCAGAAAAAGUUGUCAAAAGAGGAAUUUUACAAGAAGGCUAACUCCCCCAAAACGAAGAGAUUGGCUUCAGUCGCUCAAUUGUACUUUUUAGACUACUACUGCGAUAUGUUCGACUAUGUGAUCAGCAGGAGAGAAAGAACUAAAUUGGUGGAGAGCAAGUUGCUAAACGACCCAUCAUUCAACGCAAACCCUCAAAGACAACAGUUAGAGUGGAAGAACUACGUGGGCAGAGAAAGGGCUCUUUUGAGAAAAAGAAGAUUGAAGCCAAAGCACAAAGACUUCGAGAUGAUCACUCAAGUUGGUCAGGGUGGGUAUGGCCAGGUGUUCUUGGCCAGAAAGAAAGAUACCAAAGAAAUCUGUGCCCUCAAGGUCUUGAACAAGAAGUUAUUGGUAAAAUUGGAUGAAACCAGACACGUUUUGACAGAGAGAGAUAUCUUAACCAACACCAGAAGUGAAUGGUUGGUCAAAUUGUUGUAUGCAUUCCAAGACCCCGAGAAGGUCUUCUUGGCAAUGGAAUUCGUGCCUGGAGGUGAUUUCAGAACUUUACUUAACAAUACCGGAUACUUGAUUCCACCCCACGCAAGAUUCUACAUAAGUGAAAUGUUCUGUGCUGUCAAUUCGUUGCACGAGUUAGGUUUCACUCAUCGUGAUCUUAAGCCAGAGAAUUUCUUAAUUGACUCUAAGGGUCACAUUAAAUUAACUGAUUUCGGUUUAGCAGCAGGAACUGUUUCAAAUGAUAGAAUUGAGCUGAUGCGUCUCAAGUUGAAGAGUUUGGAAGACCUUGACAACUACGAAGUACCUUCUCGUUUGAUGUUAGAAAGACAGAAAAUCUUCAAGCAAUCACAAGGUCACCAUAAUUUAGCAAACUCCAUUGUUGGCUCGCCUGAUUACAUGGCAUUGGAAGUGUUAGAAGGUAAGAACUAUGAUUAUACUAUUGAUUAUUGGUCAUUAGGGUGUAUGUUGUUCGAGGCAUUGUGUGGAUAUCCUCCAUUCUCUGGAUCAAAGCAAGAUGAAACUUACUAUAACUUAAAGCAUUGGAAAUCGUGUUUAAGAAGACCACAAACUAAGGAUGGUAGGUUUGUUUUCAGUGAUAGAACGUGGAAUUUGAUUAUUAAGUUAAUUGCUCUGCCUUCCACAAGACUUCGCAACUUCAAACAGAUUCAACAAAUGGGUUACUUCAAGGAUAUUGAUGACUGGGAGAACUUGAGAAUGAAAACCCCUCCAUUUACUCCUCAGCUUGAUAACGAAGAAGAUGCUGGUUAUUUUGACGAUUUUGAAGAUGAAGAAAUGAUGAUGAAGUACAAAGAUGUUUUUGCCAGACAAGAACAUAAUGAACAAUUGUUGGAGAAAUCUUCUGGUAAGAACAAGGUAUUGGGACAAAAUAACUUCAUCGGAUUCACCUUCAAGCAUAAGUUGAAUCCAAAUAACAAGUUUGCCAAUGGGGAGGUGAAUUUAUUGAAUAUCGGGGGUGGUGAUAGAAACAGAUUGGAUCCUUUGGCCACAUUGUAUUGAGUAAGAAAGUCGAUGAAUCGUUGAGGCUCGGAAACUCAAAAAAAGGUUUUUCAAGACGACGAACGCUUACAGUAUUUUAGCAUACCUAUAUUUUUAUCUACAUUUGAUAAUCAUUCUGAUUAUUUUAGUGCUGCAUUACUAUCUCUGUAUGUACAUAUGAUUACACGGUUACUUUUUAGGUUGAUAAAAGAGCCUCAACC
Molecule: messenger RNA, 2318 nt
Organism: Suhomyces tanzawaensis NRRL Y-17324
Lineage: Eukaryota; Fungi; Ascomycota; Pichiomycetes; Serinales; Debaryomycetaceae
Gene: DBF2
Product: serine/threonine-protein kinase
Exons: 1
Coding region: 247-2118 (623 amino acids)
Biological process (GO): intracellular signal transduction; peptidyl-serine phosphorylation
Cellular component (GO): spindle pole body
Molecular function (GO): protein serine/threonine kinase activity; ATP binding
Source: RefSeq, a predicted model, not a curated record